Messenger RNA from Thamnophis elegans (Western terrestrial garter snake), 1515 nucleotides. RefSeq names its product gamma-aminobutyric acid type A receptor subunit beta3 (gene GABRB3). The record is from RefSeq and is a predicted model, not a curated record. Gene Ontology annotation, molecular function: GABA-A receptor activity; extracellular ligand-gated monoatomic ion channel activity; neurotransmitter receptor activity. The transcript is spliced from 9 exons. Bases 85 to 1515 code for a protein of 476 amino acids. NCBI's taxonomy places the organism in Eukaryota, Metazoa, Chordata, Lepidosauria, Squamata, Natricidae. Gene Ontology annotation, cellular component: neuron projection; membrane; GABA-A receptor complex. Gene Ontology annotation, biological process: chemical synaptic transmission; regulation of membrane potential; nervous system process.
CUCAGCGGCUCUCGGGCAGCCGGAACCGCACGCGGCGGCGGCGGCGGCUGCAGCGGCGGCGGCAAGGGAGCCGGGAGCGGAGGGAUGUGGGGCUUUGGGGGAGGCAGGCUCUUCGGCUUCUUUUCCGCUCCCGUCCUGGUGGCCGUGGUCUGUUGCGCCCAGAGUGUGAACGAUCCGGGGAACAUGUCCUUCGUGAAAGAAACAGUGGAUAAAUUGUUGAAAGGCUACGACAUUCGCCUCAGACCGGAUUUUGGAGGCCCCCCUGUGAAUGUCGGGAUGAACAUAGAUAUUGCCAGUAUCGACAUGGUCUCUGAAGUCAACAUGGAUUACACACUAACAAUGUAUUUUCAACAAUACUGGCGAGAUAAAAGACUAGCCUAUGCUGGGAUUCCUCUCAAUCUUACACUCGAUAACAGAGUAGCAGAUCAACUAUGGGUGCCUGAUACUUACUUUCUGAAUGACAAGAAAUCGUUUGUGCACGGUGUUACUGUUAAGAAUCGAAUGAUUCGCCUUCAUCCAGAUGGCACAGUAUUAUAUAGCCUCAGAAUCACAACUACUGCAGCUUGCAUGAUGGACUUGAGGAGAUACCCAUUAGAUGAACAAAAUUGUACGCUGGAAAUAGAAAGCUAUGGAUACACAACUGAUGACAUAGAAUUUUAUUGGAGAGGUGGAGAUAAUGCAGUUUCUGGAGUAGAAAGAAUUGAGCUUCCGCAAUUUUCUAUUGUGGAAUAUAAACUUGUGUCCAAAAAUGUUGUCUUUGCCACAGGUGCCUAUCCAAGACUAUCAUUGAGUUUUAAGUUGAAGAGGAAUAUUGGAUACUUUAUUCUUCAGACCUACAUGCCCUCAGUAUUGAUUACCAUUUUAUCAUGGGUAUCCUUCUGGAUAAAUUAUGAUGCAUCAGCAGCAAGAGUGGCUCUUGGUAUUACAACUGUGCUUACUAUGACAACUAUCAACACUCAUCUCAGAGAGACUUUACCUAAGAUUCCAUAUGUCAAAGCCAUUGAUAUGUAUCUUAUGGGCUGCUUUGUAUUUGUCUUCUUGGCCUUACUUGAAUAUGCCUUUGUCAACUAUAUCUUCUUUGGAAAGGGCCCUCAAAGGCAGAAGAAACUUGCUGAAAAGACAGCCAAGGCAAACAAUGAUCGUUCUAAGUUUGAAAGCAACCGGGUGGACAUGCAUGGUAACAUAUUGUUAACAUCCCUUGAAAUUCACAAUGAAGUUGCAAGCAAUGAAGUCACAACAAGUGUCACUGAUCCGCAGAAUUCAGCAGUAUCCUUUGAUAACUCAGGAAUCCAGUACAGAAAGCAGAGUUCCCACCGAGAAACUCUUGGGAGACGUACAUUAGACAGAACUGGCGCUCAUACUAAGAAGAGUCAUUUGCGGAGAAGAUCUUCUCAACUAAAAAUAAAAAUUCCUGAUCUAACAGAUGUGAAUGCAAUUGACAGAUGGUCAAGGAUGGUGUUUCCUUUCACAUUUUCUCUUUUCAACUUAAUCUACUGGCUAUACUAUAUCAACUAA